GACACUUCCCGCGGAGGGACUGUCCCGUGGCACCUGGCGGGGCUGAGGAGGACACGGAGGCUCCGGAGCAGCGACAAUGGACGACCACAGCCUGGAAGAGUUCCGUCGGCGCUGGCAGGAGGAGCUGGCGCAGGCCCAGGCGCUGAGGAAGCGGCGGCGGCCCGAGGUGGCUCCCGGCCGCGGCGAGCAGGCCUCGGGGUACCUGGCGUUGGCCCAGGGCCUCCUGGAGGGCGCGGGGCGGCCCCCGACGGUGCGGGCGACCCGGGCCGAGAGGCAGGACGCGGCGAGCCGUUCCCGCUCCCCUCCCGUCCGCGAAGCCGCGGGGGGCGGGGAGCAGCUGGUGGAUCAGCUCAUCCGCGACCUGAAUGAAAUGGACGAUGUGCCCUUCUUUGAUGUCCAGCUGCCUUAUGAAUUGGCAAUCAAUAUAUUUCAGUAUCUGGACAGGAAGGAGCUAGGAAGGUGUGCACAGGUGAGCAAGACGUGGAAGGUGAUUGCUGAAGAUGAGGUGCUGUGGUACAGGCUGUGCCAGCAGGAAGGGCACCUUCCGGAGAGCAGCAUCUCAGAUUAUUCGUGCUGGAAGCUCAUCUUCCAAGAGUGCCGAGCCAAGGAACACAUGUUAAGAACCAACUGGAAGAAUCGCAAAGGUGCCGUGAGUGAGCUGGAACACAUUCCUGAUGCGGUUUUAUGUGAUGUGCACUCUCACGAUGGUGUUGUCAUUGCUGGAUAUACAUCAGGGGAAGUGAGGGUGUGGGACACCCGCACCUGGGACUAUGUGGCCCCCUUCCUGGAAUCAGAGUAUGAGGAGGAUGAGCCUGGAAUGCAGCCAUAUGUCUCCUUUGUGAGGAUCAACAGCUCGCUGGCGGUAGCAGCUUAUGAGGAUGGAUUUCUUAAUAUUUGGGACUUGAGGACUGGGAAGUAUCCUAUUCAUCAUUUUGAGCAUGAUGCAAGAAUACAGGCGCUGGCCCUCAGCAAGGACGAUGCCACAGUUGCCACAGCUUCCGCUUUUGAUGUUGUGAUGUUGUAUCCCAAUGAAGAGGGGUACUGGCAGAUCACUGCAGAAUUUGAAGUUCAGAAACUGGUUGACUACCUUGAAAUAGUUCCAGAUACUGGAAGGUACCCUGUGGCAGUGGCCACUGCUGGAGACCUGGUAUACCUGCUAAAAGCUGAAGACUCAGCCAGAACCCUCCAUUAUGUCUACGGCCAGCCUGUCACAUGUUUAGAUGUCUCAGCCAACCAGGUGGCUUUUGGUGUAAAGAGUCUAGGAUGGGUGUAUGAAGGAAACAAGAUCCUGGUGUACAGCCUGGAAGCUGAACGCUGCCUCUCAAAGCUGGGUAACACUCUUGGUGACUUCACUUGUGUCAACCUCAGGGACAGCCCUCCCAACCUUAUGGUCAGUGGCAACAUGGAUAGGAGGGUGAGGAUCCACGACCUCCGCACUGAUAAAAUUGCCCUGUCACUCUCGGCACACCAGCUUGGGGUCUCUGCAGUCCAGAUGGAUGACUGGAAGGUUGUCAGCGGAGGCGAGGAGGGCCUGGUGUCUGUGUGGGAUUACCGCAUGAACCAAAAGUUGUGGGAAGUCCAUUCCAGGCACGCCGUGAGGCACAUCUCCUUCAACAGCCACAGCCUCAUCACGGCCAACGUGCCCUACGAGAAGGUGGUGCGGAACUCGGACCUGGACAGCUUCGCCACUCACAGGAGACACCGGGGGCUGAUUCACGCCUAUGAGUUUGCCGUGGACCAGCUGGCCUUCCAGAGCCCUCUUCCUGUCUGCCGCUCCUCCUGUGACACCAUGACCAGUUACAACUAUGACCUUGCGCUCACUUUUCCCAGUGACAAUAUUUAGUGCCUCAUGGGAGCAGGAAGAAAAGUGGGAAGGACCAGUUUUAUAAACUUGCAAACCCUAAGAGAGCUGUCUACAGAGCGGUAGGCAUUUGGGGGACCAGCUGCUCCUGAGCGUGGCACCCUUAGCUGCCUCCGCUGCCCUCAGCCACAGGCAAAGCAUGGGUGUGUGCCAUGGCUCCUUCCAUCUCACCCUGCUCUCUGUGGCUUAGAGUAACACGACUCAAACUUCACCUCCUCCCUCACCGCCCUUCCCUGGUCCCACUGGAGGCCUAGGGAGCUCCAUGCUCUGAACACCAGGCUCAGUUGGCCCCGGCUCCUGCCCUGGUGGCCAUCUUCCCAGCCUCCAAACUCUUUCAAGGACCUUGUGGUCCUGGGGAUGUGCCGGUCUCUGGGCCUACAAGGCCCCAUCCUUUGGAUCAAAGAUCAAGCUCAAGUUGAUCAAAGAUCAACUCAGGGUGGUCUCCUCUGAGCUCCCACCUCGCCACUGCCCAGUGUGACCUGGAGAGCAGUGCUUUUUCUUCAUAGCUUUUACCAGGGUUUAUAAGUAUAUAUUUAUACAAUUAUUUCAUUAAGAACUAUUUUGCUUUCUAUUAUGUCAACAGUAUAUGAUACAAAGUAAGUAUUUUCUCAAUAUUCACAAACUUAACAGCCAUCCUCCAAAGGGAGAGGUCAAGGGGGGACCGUGCCUUCAAUCCCUGAAGAUAAAAUAAGACUGUGCGAGAGAGCAAUCGAGAAGUAGCUUCCCUCCCAGAGCAGGGAACCAUCGCAUUGGUCUUGAUUUUCUUGAUUUACUUUUUUUCUAAAUAGCAGCAGCAUCAGCUGCUCUACCAGCUGCUCUAUGCAGGCUGAUGGAGCUUGCCUGGCAUGAGACCCCUGGGUUCCACCCCCAGCCUGAGACCCACAUGCAGUGGGUCAUCAGCAGAUGGAGUUACUGAACAACCUAAAGACCUGGAGGAUUUGCAUAACGUCAUUAGCAAGCUUGAUCCAGGAGAUGUGUGUGGAACUUUGUCUCAUUUCACAUGUCCACAGACCAUGUUGGAAAGUCUCUGAUUGCAGGAGACGGACACCCUGUAGCCUGUUCCCUGACCCCGGGACAGUGCAGUUAGGAAACAACACAAAGUAAAGAAAUAAAAAUGUGUCUGGGGAUCCAGGCCUUCAGAAUUGGA
This is a messenger RNA of Marmota monax (woodchuck), 3008 nucleotides long. It is a transcript of the gene Fbxw8, whose product is annotated as F-box and WD repeat domain containing 8. Bases 77 to 1843 code for a protein of 588 amino acids. Lineage: Eukaryota; Metazoa; Chordata; Mammalia; Rodentia; Sciuridae. Gene Ontology annotation, cellular component: Cul7-RING ubiquitin ligase complex; ciliary basal body; centriole. Gene Ontology annotation, biological process: cilium assembly; protein ubiquitination. The record is from RefSeq and is a predicted model, not a curated record. Gene Ontology annotation, molecular function: protein binding. The transcript is spliced from 11 exons.